This is a messenger RNA of Notothenia coriiceps (black rockcod), 1494 nucleotides long. RefSeq names its product amphoterin-induced protein 3-like. The transcript has a single exon. The coding region runs from base 1 to 1494 and encodes 497 amino acids. Gene Ontology annotation, molecular function: protein binding. Lineage: Eukaryota; Metazoa; Chordata; Actinopteri; Perciformes; Nototheniidae. Gene Ontology annotation, biological process: brain development. Gene Ontology annotation, cellular component: membrane. The record is from RefSeq and is a predicted model, not a curated record.
AUGGCUGGCAUCAUGCGGGGCGUGGAGGCAUCAUGGUGGUCCGUGGUCCUGUUGUUAGUGAGUCUCAAAGCCUCCCCCUGCCUCCCUCAGGACUCUCUCCCAGAAUGCAUCUGUGCCUCGGACAUCCUGAGCUGCACCGACGCCAAUUUGACCGGACCCCCCUCAGAAAUGCCCGUUUCCACCGUGACUCUUGACCUCAGCCACAACCGUCUCCAACAACUAGAAGGCGGCGGAUUUGAAGAACUCUACCGACUGGAAACAUUACGAUUAUCUCACAACCAGGUGAGCGCCGUCCAUCCGGGGGCGUUCAGAAACACCUCUCGACUGCGACAUAUUGACCUGUCGUCCAAUCAGCUGCGAGCUUUGGAGCAUCAAUUCUUCCUGGACGUGCCGAUGCUAGAAGAGUUGUUGCUGUUCGACAACCGCAUCGCCCGGGUGGAGAGCCGAGCGUUUGCGGGACUCAGCGGAUUGAAGAAGGUUUACCUCAGCCACAACCUACUCACUGACUUUCCCUUUUUCUCGCUGCACAGCCAGCCUCACCUGUCCACGUUGGAUUUGUCCUCUAAUCGUCUGAACAGACUGCCCCUUCAGGACAUCUCCGACCUGCCCAUGACUCUACAGAGAAACCUCUACCUGCACAACAACUCUCUGGUGUGCGAAUGCGCCAUGUUCAGCUUGUUUCGGCUGUGGGAACAACAAGGAUUCCCCUCGAUGACGGAUUUCAGGAAGGAUCACGUCUGCCUGGUGUUCGCGAUCCCAAGAGGCAUCGUUCGCUUCUUCCAACACGACCGAUACUUCGAGAAGUGUGACAUGACUUCGAUCCAGCAGGAGGGCAACGUCUCUGUGAAAACGGGGGGUCGUUUGUUGCUUCACUGCGUCACCUCGCUCGCCCGUCGCCAACUCACCUUCCACUGGGUUUCUCCGCGGCAGGAAUACGUGGCGCCGCCCGGGAACAACGGCACCAUCAGGAUGUUUCCUAACGGCAGCUUGGAGAUCUUGAAGGCCAAAUCCAAUGACUCUGGGAUUUACUGGUGUUUGUCUCUUGACUCGGAGCAGCGGCGCAACGAGAGCCAUGAGGUGAACGUGACGGUGCUUCCGCUGCAAGACGAUCUUUCGGAGCCGUUCAACACGGGCUUCACCACCUUGUUGGGCUGCGUGGUGAGUCUGGUGGUGGUUCUCAUGUAUCUGUAUCUGACGCCAUGUCGUUGCCCCGCCUGCCUCAAAACACCAAGCCCAGUUACCGCCACCCCAAAUGAAGCCUUGAUAGGAAGCGCACAAUCCUCCAUCCUCACCCCGACGCCACCGACAACCACCGAGGGACCCGGGCGCAAGGUCAGUACCAACAACAAGCAUGUGGUGUUUCUGGAGCCAAUCAGAGAGCAGCAGAACGGCAGACUGAGGGCGGCGACGGGGGGGCACCUGGGUCCCGGGUUACUGUCAGAGGGCGAGCAGCAAACCAAGACCCAGCCCGACACUCCCGCCAUGCUGCCAUAG